CUGUGAUUAAAGGCGUGUGCUAACACGCCUGGCUCAGCUUUAUUUUUUAGAAGAACUGAGUAUAAUGGAACUGAGUAGAAUACUAGACCAGGAAGACCUGCCAUCACUCCAGGUUGGCCUCUGAGCUGCAGAGUGUGUUAGCUAGGAGCACAAGCAAGACUUUUCUGUCUGGUGACAGGUGCUAUGCAGUGUCCCGGUAGGCUGCUGCUGUGUAGUUCCUGAAGGGUACUUGUUUUAGUUAGGGUUUCUAUUGCUGUGAUACAGACACUAUGACCUAGACUUUCUGUGUGGUGGCAGUUGCUGUGGAGUGCUCCAGUAGGCUGCUGCUGUUUAGUUCCUGAAGGGUACUUGUUAUAGUUAGGGUUUCUAUUGCGGGAUACAGACACCAUGACCUGGAGAGAAGAGGGAUUGUUUCAUCUUGAGUUCCAUAUCACUGUCCAUCACUGAAGGAAGUCGUGACAGGAAGUGAAGCAGAGGCCAUGAAGGACUGCUGCUUAUUCGUUUCCUCCUCAUGACUUGCCUAGCCUGCUUUCUUACAGCACCCAAGUUCACCAGCCCAGUGUUUGCACUGUCCACAGUGACCCUCCCAAGUCAAUCAUCAAGAAAAUUCAGGACAGGCUUGUCCACAGUCCAAUUUAGUGGGGACAAUUCAUAACUGCUUUCUUCCAAAAUGACUACUCUGUGUCAGAUUGACAAAACUAGCCAGCACAGUGCUAUGUAUCCCUACGUUUGUAAAUUAUCACCUGUAGGCACAGAGACCCUUGGAACCAGUAGUAUAGUGCUGCCCCAGUUCCAAUUGUGGGUUGGAGUAGAUGGGUUGGGGUCUAGGCAGCCAAAGGAGAGCCAGUGCCUCAUUCACUGCACAGGUGUGGUCUCCAGGAUAGCACUCUGUUCUUUGGGAGAACCACAGGUGUCUGAAGGCUGUUUGGUACCUUGCUCACUUUGCAGAAAUGAAGCCAUCUGUAUGACUGGAACCUUUUCUCAGGGUAUGGUCCUUUGUGCUUCAAGCUUCCUACCUGGCUGCUGGCCCUCUGGUUGGUGUGCAGGUCCCUGCUCUACUCUUCCCUGUUGCAUUUCUGUCACAUUCCUUGAUUCUCUGUGCUCAGUGCUGUUUCUGGCAGAGCACAACCCUUUGAUGGCCUUAUGUUUAUAAGUAGCAUCUCUGGCUGUUUCCUGCUUUUAUGGUACACAGUGGCCUGGAGGAGAAGAUAACCGAAACUCACAGUGGCACCAUCCUUUGAGUGUUUAAGCUUGGAGAGGUGCCUGUGUCAGACCUGUACCAAGAAACAUCCUCUUCUAUUCUGAAGGCCAUGGUGAUUUUUAGCUAGCAUAGAUGGGAUUCCGGCUCAGAUCCUAGGUUGAACAUAAAUCUUAGUGAUGUCAUUAGGGUGGGGAGAUGUGUGUAUAUAUUGUAAAAUAUUGCUACAGACAGCUGACUUGAGCCCUCCAUGUCUCCAUUUGGAUAAACUAAGUGGUUAGGACUUGUAAAGGGUUCCUAUGUGGGUCAAAUUUCUUGGGUUACAAGCUGUGAUAUUUGUAUCUUUAAGAAGAAUGUCCAGGUUGGGGAUUUGUCUUGUCCUUGUCCCCUGACCAUCAGGGGCUUCUUUACUCUGCCAGCUUUGCAUCAGAAAAUUCCACCUAGAAAGCACUCAAGGUUGGACAACUGACCUAGAGUCAUUGCUGGUAAAGGUGAUGGAAUACAUUGGGCUUGCCUGUGGGUUCUUUCCAUCAACUCUUCUACACCUGCUAGCAUAGAUGCAGCUGUGCAGGGAAGGGGUCUAUCAGGUCAUUUUGUUUUCUCCCCGUAUCUGUUACCACCCCUGACCUUCCCUUCUGAUUAUUCCUCUCUCUUGUUCUUUGUAGCUGCUUGUCUAGGCUGUUCUAUGAAUGUUCUGGUAGUUCAAUUGUGGCAGCUUUUCUCCCUCUGUACUGUGUUGAGCUAUUUGACCUUGGGAUAAUCUAGUGCUGGAAGGAUUGAGGUCUAGGUGCCUCUGCUUCAGCUGCUAACCGGCCUGCAAGCUGGGUAUAUAGCCAUAUCCCUGCUUCAGUUCCCAGGCUGGAAUCCCACGUGUCCUGUGAAUUUUCUUCCUGAAGCUGCUGUAACUAAGUGCCAAAAACUGGUUGGACUGAAACUAGAGAUUAUUGUCUUCUGGGUCUGUUUUAUGGUUUAAUCAAGGUGCUUGCUGCUACAGCCACUGUAAGUGCUGGGGAAAGAUGCUGCAAAUCUCUGCAUCUGACAGCAUUCUGGGCUCAUUUAUGCAUUGUUUCAGACUUCAAAGGGCACCCUCUAAGUCCUCCUCAUGUUUCCAAGUUUUCAUUUACACGAAGACUGAUACUGGAUCAGAGCUUACCCAGAGCAUCAUUUUGCCGCUAUAAAGAUCACAUUUCCAAUGGUCAAGAAUAACUGGGGUUAAUUUCAACAUACAUACAUUUUUGGGACAUAGUUGGAUCCACAAGGUGUAAAAACCUCGUUUCCCAAACCUGUUACAAUACGGGAAUUUUCUUGAGGGCUUCUGCAUCUUCUGGAGAUGAGGUUUUUCUUCCUCUUUCCUCCCGCCCCUAGUAAGACUAUCGGUUUCCUGCGGUCCUCCGGUUGGUAGGGGGCGCAGUAGCUCUGUUGUCUCUCUGGACCGGAAGUCUCUUCCCCGGGUCUGAUGUGACUGAGGAAAGUGGAGAGGCUGUGUCAGGCACGCACCUUCUGGUUCUGACGCGAUGGCGGGCAGCGGCUCGGGGACGCUGCAGGGUCUGCAGGCAGUGGACACCGAGUUUACUGCGGACUCGGUAGAGUGGUGUCCAGUAGAGGGUUGCCAGCACCUAAUGGCCUGUGGAACCUACCAGCUGCGAACGCCGGAGAACCAGCCUGCACUGGAUGUCAGUGAACCUCAACUUCGUUUAGGUCGUCUCUACCUGUAUAGUUUCAGUGAGGACAACACGGCUAAACCUCUGUUUGAAAUCCAAAGAAGGGAUUCUUCUGCCAUCCUGGACAUGAAAUGGUGCCACAUCCCAGUGUCUGGCCACAUACUUUUAGGCGUGGCAAAUGCCAGUGGAUCUGUAGAGCUGCUCCACCUGACGGACUAUGAGAAGAACAGUUACACCCUACAAUCAAUUUCCAGCCUUACCCUGGAGGAGAGAUGUCUGUCCUUGUCCCUGGAUUGGUCAACUGGGAAACCUGGAAGGGUCAGAGAGCAGCCCUUGAAGAUCAUUAGCAGUGAUUCUAAGGGGCAGCUGCAUCUCCUGAUGGUGAAUGAGGGAGGGGCUGAACUACAGCUAGUGGCUUCAUGGCCAGCCCAUCACUUUGAGGCCUGGAUUGCUGCUUUCAAUUACUGGCAGACAGAACUCGUGUAUUCAGGGGGAGAUGAUUGCCUUCUGAAAGGCUGGGACACUAGGAUGCUUGGCACACCUGUCUUCACUAGCAAAAGACACUCCAUGGGUGUGUGCAGCAUCCAGAGCAACCCCCAUCAGGAACAUAUACUGGCUACUGGAAGCUAUGACGAGCAUGUUCUGCUGUGGGACACUCGGAAUAUAAAGCAGCCGUUGGCAGAUGUGCCGGUGCAAGGAGGCGUGUGGAGACUCAAGUGGCACCCAGUCCACCACCACCUACUCCUGGCAGCCUGCAUGCACAAUGGCUUCAAGAUUCUCAACUGCCAGAAGGCCAUUGAGGAGAAGCAGGACGUGACUGUGUUAAUAUCCCAUGAAAUGCCUAAUUCAUUAGUGUAUGGGGCUGACUGGUCCUGGCUUCCUUUCUGUUCCAUGAAGCCUACACCCACCUGGUCCUUCGACCCAAAUGACAUGGGAAUGAGAGCAGUAGACCGCCACAGCCUGAAGGUUGCAGAGGAACCACCAGCACCUUUCCAGGAGCAAGUAUCGGACCACCAUGUGGAAGGCUCUGCUAAAGCUCACAGCAGAGGUGAAUUGAAGGCCUCUCUCCUUCCGUUAACAGAGAACAUGAAAAGCAGCAGCCAACUAAGCUCCUCUUCCAAGAUCUGUGAUCUCAGCCUCUUUAGUGGAGGGAAUUUUGACAAUAGCCUCCUGGCCACCUGCUCCUUUUACGACCAUGUUCUCCACCUCUGGAAGUGGGAGAUAAUGCAAGCUUGAGGCUGCAUUCUUUGCAUCUUUAUUGGAUGUGACUUGGAGAGUACUGGCCUUUCAGAAUGGACUUUCUAAUUCUGUUUUGGCAGUGAAUGGGUUUUCCAGCUCUACAACUAAGUGUCUUGGGUAUAUUUUGACUUUCAGUCCUUCAUUUGCAUUUAAGUCCUUAUUUGUAUUAAUUAAAUAACUCCAAAUUUUUAAA
Messenger RNA from Onychomys torridus (southern grasshopper mouse), 4291 nucleotides. RefSeq names its product diphthamide biosynthesis 7 (gene Dph7). The coding region runs from base 2713 to 4095 and encodes 460 amino acids. Lineage: Eukaryota; Metazoa; Chordata; Mammalia; Rodentia; Cricetidae. The record is from RefSeq and is a predicted model, not a curated record. The transcript is spliced from 9 exons. Gene Ontology annotation, molecular function: protein binding.